CAACUUUAAACAUUAAGAUGCCACCAAAAAGACAAACACGUCAGGACCAGUCUGAAUCUCAGGGUCCAUACCCUAACACUCGAACAACUAAAGCCAAGCAGAAAGAGAAUAAGGAUAAUCAGAUACGAGGUAAGCGGAGAACGGUCUUAAAACUUGAGCAACUUCAACAGGAUCUUCAAGUCCUACAGGGUAAUGUUGAGGAUAUUAUUACUUAUGAAGGCUCAGAUCAUAAAGAAGUGAUAAAAAAAAUUGAGCAAGCUGAGAAAAAGCUUAAAGCUUUGUCUACAAAAGGAUUCGAGGCCUUUGCCUCGUAUAACGAAGAGAUGAAUCAGCCAUUGGAGCCUGGGAGAAUCCGAAAAUUGAUGAAAAAGUUGCGCGAACUUGCCCGGGAUGCAAAUUUACAAAAUUUUGAGCCGGUGAUCGAGGAGAUUGAGAGCGGGUUGAAAACAUGUCCUCGAUGGCACUCAUUCGACAUGGUAGUUGAGACUAAAUACUAUGACCCAGAUGGGAGAGGCGAGGUUAAUGCCUGCUAUUACAUGUGGAAGGAUGAUACCCCCAUAUUCCUCGCAGAUGCGACUUAUUCUUGGCCUGUCCGGGGCGACGUCUAUGGCGAGUAUUCUUGCGGAUUCACACGAAAAGAUUGGGAAGCACUCGAAUUCGUUCCAAAGGAUUUGCAUAAAUUCUUACCUAAAGAGUCUAUAAGUACAGAAAUGUGCGAGGGAUGCAAAUCGGAAGGUGAUUUAUUUGAAGCGUAUCAGGCUCAUGAUAAAAGUGAAUGGUUUUUAUGGCUUAUUGCAGAGCUUGCAGAUGAGGAAUCGGAUGAGGAAUCGACAUACUGGAAUCUCUUGAAGAAGUUUGUCCCAAAAAGAAAGGCAACAAUCCUUGAUUAGGACAAUCAAUAUGUAGUUUCUUUGACUCCGCUGGAGGAGCUUUGAUCAAACAUUAGCUGAAAAAAUCAAGAAUCUUCAAUAUUUUUAGUCUAUCCAAACAUUGAGUUAGAUAGUUCUCUUGAACCUCUUGAAUGAAUAUACGGUUCUAAUAGCAAAGAAUGUAGAGC
Molecule: messenger RNA, 1057 nt
Organism: Lobosporangium transversale
Lineage: Eukaryota; Fungi; Mortierellomycota; Mortierellomycetes; Mortierellales; Mortierellaceae
Exons: 2
Coding region: 18-890 (290 amino acids)
Source: RefSeq, a predicted model, not a curated record